Molecule: messenger RNA, 2379 nt
Organism: Coccomyxa subellipsoidea C-169
Lineage: Eukaryota; Viridiplantae; Chlorophyta; Trebouxiophyceae; Coccomyxaceae
Exons: 11
Coding region: 1-2379 (792 amino acids)
Molecular function (GO): Hsp90 protein binding
Source: RefSeq, a predicted model, not a curated record
AUGAGCGCAUCAGACGCUUUCAAGGCAAAAGGCAAUGCGGCGUUCUCUGCUGGCAAACAUGAGGAGGCGAUCGAGCACUUUACCGAAGGCAUCAGAGUGGAUCCGGGCAAUCACGUUGUGGAGCUCAAACCAGACUGGCCAAAGGGAUACUCACGUGUGGGGGCAGCGGCAUUGGGUGCCCGGGAAUAUGACACAGCCAUUGCAGCAUAUGAGAAGGGCUUGGAGGUGGACCCCUCGAACGAGCAGUUCAAGCAGGGGCUGGAGGACGCGAGGGAUGGGAAGGAGGGCGGGGCACCGGGGGGACCGGGGGGUCUCUUUGGGCCGGAGUUCCUGGGCCGGCUGGCGACCUCGCCACAGACGCGGCACCUGCUGAACGAGCCGGAUUUCCUGCAGAUGCUGCAGGACCUGGGGCGCAACCCCAACAACAUGAACAAGUAUUUGGGCGAUGAGCGCUUCCAGACAGCGCUGUCGGUGGGGCUGGGCAUGAACAUAAUGGGCGGCGACCAGUUCAGGCAGCAGCAGCAGAGCAACGGUGCCGGCGGCGCCUCGGCGUCCGAGCCCAAGUCCUCCCCUGCGCAGCCCGAGAAGCCAAAACAGCCGGAGCCGGAGCCAGAAGCACAAGAUGAGCCGAUGGAUGAAGAGGAGGCGGCAGCGCGCGAGCGCAAGGCGGCAGCACAAAAAGAGAAGGAGGCGGGGAACGCCGCGUACAAGGCACGGAAAUUCGAGGAUGCCGUCGCGCAUUAUGACAAGGCCAUUGAGCUGGACGAGACCGACAUCUCCUUCCUCACCAACAGGGCGGCGGUGUACUUCGAGAUGGGCGAGUACGAAAAGUGCGCGGCCGACUGCGACACGGCCGUUGAAAAGCAGGGCACCCGAGUAAUCAAAAUCCACUACUUUAAGGCAGAGACCGGCGACUUGGAGAGGAAGAGAGCCGAUAGGCGAUCAAGCAAGAUUCGAGGCAUCAUUGGUGGUCAGCAGGCUCGCCUCGAAGACAAUGGGACGACUUCGACCGCCAUCUUUGCAACGAGACACCUCAAUCAGAAAGUCAGCUUCAGCAAGAGCGCCAGCAGAUUGCUGGCAGCAGUGCCCAACCUGAACAGGACAGUGAUGGCAGCCUCGUAUCUCCAGGCCAGUGGACUUCAGGCAGGCCAGACAGCCCAAGGACAGGCGCAGAGGGGCGCCACAGCUGCAGCAGGCGGCAUGCAGGGUCCCGCAGCCCCAGAGGCAGAAGCUGCAGGACCUUCGCAAGCGCCACAGCCAGGGAUCAGCCGCAGGCAGCUCAGCGCUCAGGGAGCCGAGCAGGACAUCGUCCAACGGUGGCUUGCGUUCAGCCUCAAGGCCUCAUCCACCGUUGCAGAGCUGAAGCGGUUCCUGCUUGACAGAGGCCAGCGGCCAGUGAUCUUCACCAGAAGCGCGCUGCUCGCCAGGGUGGAAGGGCUGCUUAGAUUUGAGCAUCCAGAAGGUGGACUGGAGCCGAGUGCGGCGGCGGUUGAAGAGAUCACAGCCGCUGUUGAGGCCGCAGCCCAACCGGCACGGCAAAGACCAGCAAGGCAGAAGGCGCCGAAGAAGUCACAGCUUCAGAUGGAAGCGGCCAAGUCCAUUGUUAACAAGGGAGUGAGCAGCGGCCUGCCCGUGGUCAAACUCAAGCAGAUUGACGAGUUGCUCUGGACCUUCGACAAGUGCCACUACCUGCCGCAGUUGGGGGAGAGCACUCCCUCGAUUGGUGUCGCUCUCUGGGCCGUCACAAGCACGCUGCACCGCGACGGGGAGUUCCCAGCACGCAACUUGUCCCAGUUGGGUCGUGCUGCCAAGGCUCCUGUUGGUUUGGUGCGCGCUGUGCAGCCAGGCAGCGAUGGCACCCAGCUGCAUAUGGAGAUAUGGUUCCUCGAGGCGCGCGUGCAGACAGAUAGCCAGGGGGAGCCCGAGGCAGCGGUGGCAGGGGAAGGCGGUGGGGCACGCGCAGAUGUGGAGGGACGGGGUGCAGGAGAGGCAGCCACCGGUGGGGGCGUGCAGGAAGGGCAUGGGCGGGGUCGGGGCAGGAAGCGUGGCCGCCGCGGCACAGGCGGGGCGCGUGGCAGCAAUCGGCCCAGAAGGGGCAGCCGAGGCAGGCUCAGGCGCCCAACCGCCAGAGCCGCAGAGUUUUGGGGUCCCCCCACUGAGGGCGACGAAGACGAGGUUGGGAACCUCUUCUCUGAGUCAGAUGCGGAUGACCAGCCAGCGCAGCAGCACAGUGACCCAGCAGAGCCAGAAGGGCAGGCAGAGGGUGUCCUGCCUGAGGCCAGCGAAGUGCCGCCGCAGCCCACAGCUUGUGCGAGCUGGUCAUGUACAGGUGAGAUCUCAGGAAAGCAAGAGUAUGAUCCAAGUGUAGAAGUGCUGUAG